Paramecium tetraurelia is the source of this 1785-nucleotide messenger RNA. RefSeq lists its product as uncharacterized. The transcript has 2 exons. The record is from RefSeq and is a predicted model, not a curated record. Lineage: Eukaryota; Ciliophora; Oligohymenophorea; Peniculida; Parameciidae.
AUGCUAAUGGAAGAAGAAAUCCCUUUAGAACUCAUCGAUGAACAGAUCAGCAUAGCACCUUCCCUCUAUUCUCAUAGUUCUAUCAUAGCUAACUUUCAAAAUCAAAUGAUUAAAUCUAGCUGUAAAAUUUAGAACGAUCCAGUCAUAUUGAAAACAUCCCUAACCAAUGACAUUUUCAAGGAAGACAACCUAGACAUCUCUUAAUUCGAUCCCAAUAAUCCUAAAUACAAAAGCAAACCCCACGAAGUCCAUUUCUAAGUUAUUUCAUUUAUAAAAUACACUUUGUUUGGCUUGAUGAUUUAAAUCCUCGGGCCCCUUAAUAUCUUAUUAUUUGGGUGGAAUCACAAACAAAUACUCUAUAAUUGGUAAUUAUUAGGGUGUACCUGGAAGGUGUUCUUCAGUUAUCUAAGAUACUGUGUCGACCUACUCUUGACCCUUGGUUUUAUACUCGAACCAAUGGACACUUUGACAUUCUAAUUAUUAUUAUACUUCAUCAUCCAAGAGAUAUCUGAGAUUAUUUUGUAAAAUCUUAUUUUGGCUUUCUACCACCCUUAAAAACUGGAACUGUUAGAGAAAUUUCCACUUUCUGAAAUCUUAAAUAAAUUUGAAGCUCAAAUCAACCCAAUUCUAUGGGCCAAGUAGACUCCAGAGCUAAUAAAGUUUGAAUUGGAACAGUCUAUUAAGAGAAUGCAUAUUGAACCUGGAUUGUUUGUUUUCUAUUUUAUAGUUCAGCCAAAUGAGAAGAGAAAGGAUAAAAUAUAACAUAAAUUUGAAGGCUUGAAGAAUGAGUGCAAAUAUGCUGGAGACGGGUUGAAAAUGGCUAUCGAAAUUAUAGAUUAUUAUAACAAUCAAUCUCCAUUGUAUUUGUACAUUUUGAUAGCAGUUGUUGCUAGCUGCUUCAGGAUUCUAUUGACUAUCUUCUACUCGUAAUUCUGGAAUGGGUCUUAGUGUCAAAUUUUGAUGUUCAUUACCAUCACAACAUUGAACACUUUAGGAUACUUUUUUGUAGUCUUCAUAAUGUUGAUAACUUUUAGAGAUUUGCAGAGGAAAGUGUUUUGUCUGAAUUAACUGUCUCAUUUAAUUUCAGCUUAACAAGUAGAGGAAUUUGAUGAAACCAAGAUAUUCCCAACCUUAAACUUCCUAUGUGCCCAAUCUCUAUUUUCUUGGUAAAAUUUAAGGAAAAUCUUGGUCGAUUAUGGUUUGCAAUAUUAUCAAAGAGAAAAUGCAAUCAUAUCAUUUUGUCUAGAAAUUAUUCUAGUUUUGAUCAUAUUUGCGAUUCUUAAUAUUUUUGAUGUGGUAAGUUGUUUCAAUUUGGAUGAUUCAAGUAAGAUCUCACUAUUUACUUAAAUUGGAUAUGAUGUUUUGACCAUAAUGUUCUUAACCAUUUUGAUUGUGUUUUAGGGUGCUCGUAUCAACAAACAUUCUGAGGUACAUCAAACGAUGUUGAAGAGAAACAUGUUUACAUAUCAACAAUUAUCAACCUAAUCAUUCAUUAAGAAAGAAUACCAUGUGGAACCUCAAGAUUUCAUGUUUAGAACACUCAAACUUACAAUCGAUAGAAUUGAAUAGUAGAAUGGAAGCAAAAACUGGUUCUUUUUAUACUCUCAAUAUGUUCUAAAUGCUAUUGAGUAGGCCUAUCAAGAUUUGUGCUAUGAUGAAGAGAAUAAGCCAUUUACAGUGCUUGGAAUUGCAAUGACCCAAAGCUUAGCCAUAUAAUUGAUAGCAAGUUUUGUCGGUAUUUUUGGUACGAUAAUAACAAGCAUCUACUUUGAUAACAAUGUUUGA